UCCCUAUCUGCAUCUGCUGCAGAGCUUAGCCAACACGCAUCCCUGCUCUCUCUCUUGUUUUUUCAUUCCCACCACCUUUUUUCUCUCCUCCUGUUUCUGCCCACCAUAAUUUCUCUGAUAAGACGCGCACCUACGGCCGUGGCGCGCUGGAGAGAGAGAAGGAGAGACGGAGCAGCUACUAUUCGUCACUUUGGAGAAUUGAGGACAGCGGUGAACCGGAGGAGAGAGCGCCGGAUGGGAUAGGAGCCGUGAAACCCACAUCACUCACCGCGGGUUGAGCAAGCCUCGCCUCCCCUCCCUCUCCUCUCUCCCACACUCUCAGUCUCUCCCUCCCUAGUCUGCAGACUCCAAGAACAGCCGCUGCAUCAUUUUUUUUCGGAGCCUCCUCCCUCUCCCUCACUCUUUUCUCUCUCUAUCUUCCCUCUCUCCCCCAUCCUCCUCGCUUCUCUCCGUCUGCCUGCUUUUCUGCUGCUUGCACCACUGUGGGAAUGCAGCGAAGGUAAAUCCACGCCGGAUCUAUCAUCACAGACUGCAGGACAGCUCCGGAGACGCACAGCUGGGAGGAAAAAAACAGAGGGUUGUCAGCGCAAAAAAAGGGGGAUUUGGAAACCUUUUGGAUCAGUUGGAUUUAGCCCCAUCGCUACCCGGGGCAUCAUCAUCAAGCAACAAACAAACAAACACCACCCCAAUCUCACUGGCCGAUCACAUCAGAUCCCUUUCCUGCCCUGCCUCGUUUCAGUGGCUUUUACUGGCUUGGAUUACCGACAGCUGGAGCGAGAGAGCGGGUGGCCGUUUCCUGAGGUCUGCUGGAGGCAAAGUUGAAGCAGCCUGUAAAGACACUGCAAGUGGAGGAAAAAGGAAGAUCUGUCUGCUUCUGAGGUGCAAUGAACUCCAAUGAAACCCGAGAGACUGACAUUGGAACAAUCUGCGUAUUUUGAAGGAUCUUAUGCGGCCGAUAAUCAAGCCAUUGAGAGUGGAGAAGGGUGCUGCCACAGCCUCGGCUUGUUGGUCUACGCACGCACACACGCACAUGGAUUUACAGCUCCAGUCUGAAGCUCGCCAUGCCACGGAUCGAUAUCCUGCUCCGUUCUUUUCGCGACGGCUUUUUAACAAGGGAGUGAAGCAUCCUGGGAUUUAUCAUCGCUUCGUUAGCGCUGAACUACAGUGAGGCGCCCCCCUUCGCCUCGCUCUCUCACCUGUCCAUAACCUGUGUGCCCGUGUGGAAGCGUGUGCGCGUUUUUUUCUUCUUCUUCCCCGUGCAUUUCUGUGAGUGUGUGCGUGCGUGUGUGUGUGUGUGUUUGGUUUGUUGUCCGCCAGAGGGAGUGUAGGUGAUAUUGCUUGUGUAUGCAUUGGGGUGCUGUGCCAGCUUUUAAUUAGUAGUACGUGACUGUGAGUAUAUUGUGUCUGCUGUGCUUGUGGGUUACCCGUGCCUGAGUUCAUGUUUUAUGUACGUGCAUGUAGCUAUAUAGGCCUCAGCGUUGUGUUGGUAUUUACUUAAGAUGCGUAGUAUUUCUUCUGCAACACAUCUCCUUCAUCGUAUAUGCCCUUGUGUCAUCUGGCCACCUGUUUGACCUCCCGAACACCCCUAAGAGACAACAAAGCUCCGGCAGGAUGAGUGAGCGCUCUGGUGCAAGCACUCUAGCGUCCAUGACGCUGGAGGAGCCAGGGGCUGAACAGGCAUCUCCUCGUGCCCCGGGCCCUCUCCGCUGUGGCCCCUGUGCCGUGUGGCCUCGCCAGCAGACCUGGCUGUGUGCCGUGCCCCUGGUCAUGGGCUUCGUGGGGCUGGGACUCAGUCUCAUGCUGCUAAAAUGGAUUGUGGUGGGCUCAGUCCAAGACUAUGUCCCCACUGAUCUGGUGGAUCCUAAAGGUAGCAUUGGACAGGACCCUAUAUUCCUCUCCAAACCCAGUGCCAUGCCCAAGGGGCCUGACAUCUCCACGGCCACCUCUACUUUAACUGCCUCCACGACAGCGAUGGUGUCCACUACCACGCCGCUAGCUGCGGAUGGUACCGCUCCAGCUCCAAGAACUCGAUCAGGGCCACCAGCAAACCACUCAGCCAAUGCCAGCACUGCCAAUGGAGAUGGCAACCAUGCCCCACACCUUCAUAACCGUGUUGGCACCCGCAUUAGCGGGACUGUGGUCACCACCUCUGUUACUCGUGCCACCAGACUGACCCCACCACCCAACGGUAAGGAGGUCACGCCUCGCAGUACUGUUAGAAAAGGAGGCAGCUCUGGGAAUGGACGUAAUGGAGCUGCCAACUCAAAGCCGGGACAGACUUCUACUACCACCACGGCAUCCACCACGACUACAGCUACUGUGAAGAUCACUGGUAAGGCUCAGCCGACCACCUCCCAGCCGGCAGCCCCAGUGAAACCCACGUCACGUUGGAAUCACGGGCGGCAAGGCAAGGGCCCAGCCACCCGCCCGCACCACCGCUUCCGAGCACCGUUGGCACCAACACUUCCUAGUCUACGUUCAGAGGUCUUCAAGCCAUGUGUGGAAGACAAGGACCUCGCCUUCUGCCUGAAUGAGGGAGAGUGUUCCAUCAUUGAAACCGUGGCUGGAGUUCACAGACACUGCAGGUGUAAGGAGGGCUAUCAUGGACUACGCUGCGACCAGUUUGUACCCAAGACAGAUGCUAUCUUGUCAGACCCAACGGAUGAACUUGGGAUUGAGUUCAUGGAGAGUGGUGACACCUACCAGCGGCAGGUGCUGUCCAUCUUCAGCAUCGCCUCGGGGAUCUGUCUUCUUGGAGUGGCAUGUAUGGCUCUCUACCGCCGCAACAAGAGACACAGGGAAAAACUCCAGGCUCAUUUCUCUGAUAGCCGCAGUCUGAGAGACUGCAGUGUCAACGCCUCGGGCCUCAUGUCCAAAUCCACUCCCAGGCUCCAGUACAGCAUUCAACUCCAAAAGAGUUGCACUUCUCAUGGAUCAUCUGUUAAGGGCAGCAAUGUGGCACCAGGCUCAUCAGCGGUAGCCCCACCUAUUCUCAGCAAGGCGCUGUCGAAAGGGAAACGCUUCAGGAGUAGCUCUCUCUCGCUCAGUCCUGCUCAGCAACGGAGGGAGACUAAUUACUUCAGGACCCCACCCAUUUCCAGAGGGAAGCACAAAAUAUCGACCAAUCUCAUUGACGGAUCCCGAGUGGUCGGCCACGUAUACAAACACUUGCAGGAGGACGAGUCAACAGACAUGGAGUCCAUAAGAAGGUGUGAUUCUGCCACUGGAAGAGUCGGCGCCCUCCUCAGCAGGACCUCACUCUCUCACUUCACAGCCAGGAAAGGAUGGACUGAGGUCCCUUGCACCCGCUUAGAUAAGGGAACAACCUUCCUUCCGCCGUCCUUGCGCACCCGAUCCGUGCCCAUCAUCCCGUCACUCCAAGCAUGCGACCUUGAGGCGGGGCAUUCGGACAUGAGUGACCGGAACCAAACAGGGCUUCUUAAGUGGCACCCGGUGCUGGCUGGAAAGAUGGGGCUGCCCAUUAGCAAUUCUUCCUCUCCUCCGUCUGAGACUGUCGUAUUGGCUACCAGUGUUAUGCCCGGCAGUGUUAGCCCUUCCGCCACCACCACCACUGCUGCUGCUCUGGGGUCGGAGAAGAACCUCAGCUCCACGCAAGCACCCUGCUCCAUUGAAAUCACAGUGGAACUUGGGCAGGAAUUAAAACAAAAAAGCCAUUCCAGCUCCAUGAAAAUGUCUCACGGCAAGAUCCACCGCGGUGGCACAAACACUCUAGAGGCUGGGGUUGCACCAGAAGGGAAAAGCAUCCAGUAUCCAGCCAGAGUUGUGCACACAGGCAGCGGAUCCAGAGGUUUGAAGACAGCCGGCCAAAGAGAAGCCCAGGGACAGUGCCAAGGUCAGACAUCUCUCGUGUACGGAGGCGCAAACAGCUUCGUGGCCACCAAAGGACCCAGUUGCAGAGGAACUGGGAACGCUUACGCCAAGCCCUCCACAAGCUGAUUGGAUUAACUCUGUAAAGCUUCAAAGACAUUGUCUCUCAGUAACUGCAUACCUUCGCUGGUGGCUCAGGAUGGUUAGCAGGUGGGACCAUCUGUGUGGCCACAUGGACCAAUAACAGAUGGCCAUCAAUUUUUGAGGGAACAUGAACAGAUUGAACUGCAGAGGAAAAAAUGAAAACAUUGACACUAAAGACAUGAAAUAAGAAAGAAAAAGAGACAAACAAACACACAUUGUGAAUAAAUGUGACUCAAUAAGGAAAACAAAACCGUGACUUGAGUGGGAGCUUGACUUAAACAGUGUAUUGAAAAAAAUGCCACUAUUUAAAAGGAGCUUCUACUUAGAAACCAAAAUAGUGUGUCAUCUCUAUGUUGUUUCUCUAUUGUAAAGAAAUGAAAUUAUUUAUGUCAUAUAAUAUAUGUCAUAUAGACGUAUAUAUAUUUGACAUACAAUUGUGACAAAAUAAAGACUAAGAUAACAGUGUUAACUAA
This is a messenger RNA of Amphiprion ocellaris (clown anemonefish), 4445 nucleotides long. RefSeq names its product neuregulin 3b (gene nrg3b). Bases 1612 to 3957 code for a protein of 781 amino acids. Gene Ontology annotation, molecular function: chemorepellent activity. Gene Ontology annotation, biological process: animal organ development; intracellular signal transduction; nervous system development. Lineage: Eukaryota; Metazoa; Chordata; Actinopteri; Pomacentridae. The transcript has 9 exons. The record is from RefSeq and is a predicted model, not a curated record.